This is a messenger RNA of Pomacea canaliculata, 735 nucleotides long. Its product is annotated as cytochrome c oxidase subunit 5A, mitochondrial-like. The record is from RefSeq and is a predicted model, not a curated record. Bases 83 to 544 code for a protein of 153 amino acids. The transcript has 5 exons. Gene Ontology annotation, biological process: mitochondrial electron transport, cytochrome c to oxygen. Lineage: Eukaryota; Metazoa; Mollusca; Gastropoda; Architaenioglossa; Ampullariidae. Gene Ontology annotation, cellular component: mitochondrial inner membrane.
AACAGAUUGUACUUCCUGUUCCGGUUUAUACCGAUUGAUAGUUCAUCGGCAAGGACAAGAGGGUCAUAACAGUCUCAAAAUCAUGCUUCGGCUUACGCAAAGAUUGUCGUCCACUUUACAGUGUGUCUCCCGGUGUGCUUUACUGCAAAACCCCGCAGCUGCUGCUGUGGCAGUGCGUCAGAAGCAUGGCAAAGUGGAGAGUGACGAGGCAUUUGAUGCUAGAUAUGAAAGUUUUUUCAACCGAUCCGAUAUUGAUGGCUGGGAGAUCAGGAAAGCCAUGAAUGACCUACAGGGUGAAGAUCUGGUGCCAGAACCAAAAAUUAUCAUUGCUGCUAUGAAAGCCUGCCGACGUGUGAAUGACUAUGCCCUUGCUGUCAGGUAUCUGGAGGCUAUUCAGGACAAAUGUGGUGGUCGCGUGAAGGAAGUGUGGCCAUACAUCAAGCAGGAAAUCAAACCUACACUAGAUGAGCUAGGCAUACUCACUCCUGAAGAGAUGGGUUAUGAUAGACCUGAGCUGGCUCUCAAGGAUGUAUAUGAUAUGUAGACAUGAUCUAUAAUUCCCCAAGAUCAAGAAGAGUAGACAACCUAAUAGUUGUGAGAAAGCAAGUUUUCUCCUGACCAGUUUGACAUCUUAAGAUAACAGAUAUGAAUGAUAACGAAGUGUUGCAGACUUUUAUUUUGUAAAUAAGGUCAUUGAAAUUGAAUUGCACAUUAAAAGUACCGUGUGAGUUCUUG